Durio zibethinus is the source of this 1096-nucleotide messenger RNA. Its product is annotated as AT-hook motif nuclear-localized protein 28-like. Lineage: Eukaryota; Viridiplantae; Streptophyta; Magnoliopsida; Malvales; Malvaceae. Gene Ontology annotation, cellular component: nucleus. The record is from RefSeq and is a predicted model, not a curated record. Gene Ontology annotation, molecular function: minor groove of adenine-thymine-rich DNA binding; DNA-binding transcription factor activity.
AUUCUCUCUUUCUACUCCUGUGGGGAUCCGCACAAUGGCGGAUUAUAGUGGAGCUAUCUCUCUUUCUCAUGCUCGCAACUCCGACGAUGACUCAUCUGAGCACAGCCCUCGAAGUGUCCCAACGCUCUCUGCCUCUGGAGGAGGCAUUGGCUCUUCCAAAUCUAAAACUCCUAGCAACAAAAUUAUUGCACUUGAUCAUCAUCAUCACCACCAUCCUUCGUCAUCCGAGAACACUGCUAGGAAGCCUAGAGGUAGGCCUCCAGGAUCCAAAAACAAGCCCAAACCACCAAUUGUUAUAACCAGAGACAGUGAUUCAGCUAUGAAGCCAGUGAUUCUCGAGAUCUCUGCUGGUUCUGAUAUUAUUGAUACUAUUAUCAGCUUUGCUCGUAGAAACCAUGUUGGUGUUAGCAUUAUCAGUGCUACUGGCUCUGUAUCAAACCUCACGCUCCGCCAUCCUGUUUCUCAUGCUCCAGCACUCUCUCUACAUGGACCCUUUGGCCUACUCUCUUUGUCUGGCUCAUUCUUUGACUCUACUACUUUAUCUUCUUCUAGUAAAACACCCCAAUCAUCUUCAUCAUCAACUUCACCGUCUCCUUGUUCGUUGCCUUCUCCUCGGUCUUCUUUUUUUGGUGUAACUCUUGCAGGGGCACAAGGGCAAGUGUUUGGAGGGAUAGUUGGAGGGAAAGUAAUGGCAGCAACGCAGGUGAUUGUGGUGGUUGCUACGUUUAUAAGCCCAGCGUUUCACAGGCUGCCGUGUGAAGGUGAUAAUGAAGAUCACCAUCAGGAUGCCAAGCCUUGUAUUCGUGGUAGCGAUGGUGGUGGUGGUGCUGCUGUUGGUGCAACCGAGUCUUGCUCAUCAACUGGCAUGUCCAUGUCUGUUUAUGGCGUAGCAAGUCCUACUCCACUCAAUUGCCAGAUCUCUCCCCCUGAUGUUAUGCCUUGGGGCCCUUCCUCACGUCCUUAUUGAGAAGAAAAUGAACGAUAUGGGAGAAUCCCAACAUACCUUGUCUAGGUAGCUUAUGGUUUUACACCAUCAUCGAUCUUAAGCUCAUAGGAACUGUUUUGGGUGUGAGCUUUUCGGCAAUAUUCAUUUAUC